CAGCACGAUGCGGGAGGCGCGGUUCAGGGACAACUUCUGGAGCACGGACCUGACCAGCACAGUUGGCUACGACAGCAUCAUCCAGCACCUGAACGAUGGCAGGAAGAACUGCAAGGAGUUUGAAGACUUCCUGAAGGAAAGAGCAAUUAUAGAAGAAAAAUAUGGCAAGGAGCUCAUUAACUUGUCGAAGAAGAAGCCCUGUGGGCAGACAGAGCUGAACACGCUGAAGAGAUCUCUUGAUGUUUUCAAGCAACAGAUAGACAAUGUGGGACAAGGUCACAUCCAGCUGGCGCAAACCCUUCGGGAGGAGGCAAAGAAGAUGGAGGAUUUCAGGGAAAAGCAAAAGCUGCAUCGGAAAAAGAUAGAGCUGAUAAUGGAGGCCAUUCACAAAAACAGGAAUCUUCAGUACAAGAAGACCAUGGAGGCCAAGCGUCUGUACGAGCAGCGCUGCCGCGACAAGGACGAGGCGGAGCAGGCCGUGCACCGCAACGCCAACCUGGUCACGCAGAAACAGCAGGAGAAGCUGUUCCUGAAGCUGGCUCAGACAAAAUCAGCACUGGAGGACACUGACAGGAGUUACCAGCAGAGUGUGACCACAAUGGAGAAGAUCCGAGACGAGUGGCAGAAUGAGCACAUCAAAGCUUGUGAGUUCUUUGAGACUCAGGAGUGCGAGCGGAUCAACUAUUUCCGUAAUGCCCUCUGGCUCCACGUCAACCAGCUCUCCCUGGGCUGUGUCCAGAAUGAUGAGAAAUACGAGGAAAUCCGCAAGAGUUUAGAAAUGUGCAGCAUUGAGAAGGAUGUUGAUUUUUUUGUAAAUUUACGCAAAACUGGAAGUUUGGCUCCAGCUCCUGUUGUUUAUGAAAACUACUAUAAUGCCCAGAGAAAUGUGACUCCUGCGAGAAGUCCAGCUCCUGUGCCUAUAUCAAGGAGGGGACCUCUGCCCACCCCGACCAGUGCACCAGGGGAGCCUGAUUAUGCCACAGUUGAUGGCUACAGCUUGGUACAUUUCUAACAGUCACAGUUUUCCAGAAGGCAGAAGACACUGUUGGUCUGACCAGCAUGGCAGAGAUGGUGUUUUCAGUUAU
Messenger RNA from Melozone crissalis (California towhee), 1085 nucleotides. RefSeq names its product proline-serine-threonine phosphatase interacting protein 2 (gene PSTPIP2). Gene Ontology annotation, cellular component: cytoplasm; actin filament; plasma membrane. Lineage: Eukaryota; Metazoa; Chordata; Aves; Passeriformes; Passerellidae. The record is from RefSeq and is a predicted model, not a curated record. The transcript has 15 exons. The coding region runs from base 8 to 1012 and encodes 334 amino acids. Gene Ontology annotation, biological process: actin filament polymerization. Gene Ontology annotation, molecular function: actin filament binding.